CCCACCAGCUAUAGAGCAUGUAGAGAGACACGGUGCUGCUACACCGACACAAAGGGAGAGAGAGGAGACUGUCUGUGUGAAAAUAAAGCGCUUGUUUUUGGAUAUCACAGACACCACACAGCAUCACAAACUACCUGCGCUCUAGCAUGAGUUCAGCAGCAUCCCUGGAUUAAUCGGACUCUGCAGCCUACUUGCAAAGCGCAAGUUCGCUGGCACUUUGUCGAGGUCGAACCGCGCACAGAUCACAACGAUGGAGAGGAGCAUCCCGGGAUGGUGCGUGCUGUUCGCCCUCGUCCUGCACGGAACGGGCUGCAUGGCCGCCAAGGAGCUCCAGUGCCAGGAGAUCUCCGUGCCUCUGUGCAAAGGCGUUGGCUACAAUUACACCUACAUGCCCAACCAGUUCAACCACGACACGCAGGACGAAGCCGGUCUGGAGGUGCACCAGUUUUGGCCGCUGGUGGAGAUAAAGUGCUCCCCGGACUUGCGCUUCUUCCUCUGCAGCAUGUACACGCCAAUCUGCCUGGAGGACUACAAGAAGCCUCUACCGCCGUGCAGGAGCGUGUGUGAGCGGGCCAAAGCUGGCUGCGCUCCGCUCAUGAGGCAGUACGGCUUCCCAUGGCCAGACCGGAUGAGGUGCGACCUGCUGCCCGAGCAAGACAACCUGGACACGCUGUGCAUGGACGACAACCGGAGCCAGACCACCACUGCUUCUCCCGUGGUGGCGAAGCCGACCAACCGGCCCCUGAAACCGUCCAACCCCAGGAAGAAGAUCACCUACGAUCGCCGCAUCCCUGGGAAAACACAAACCCAGUGUGAGCCGGGAUGCUUCUGCCGUGCGCCCAUGGUGCCGGUGACCAGCGACGGCCACCCGCUGCACAACCGCGUCAAGACGGGUCAGAUCAUGAACUGCGCCAUGCCCUGCCACAACCCCUACUUCACCCAGGAAGAGAGGACUUUCACCGCCUUCUGGAUCGGUCUGUGGUCCGUCCUGUGCUUCAUCUCCACUUUUGCAACUGUGGCGACUUUUUUAAUCGACAUGGAGAGGUUCAAGUACCCAGAGCGCCCCAUCAUAUUCCUCUCCGCCUGCUACAUGUUUGUGUCCAUUGGAUACAUUGUCAGGCUGAUCGCCGGACACGAGGAGGUGGCCUGCAACAGGGAGAACGGCGCUGAACACAUCCACUAUGAAACCACAGGUCCUGCGCUCUGCACCAUCGUGUUCCUGCUCAUUUACUUCUUCGGCAUGGCCAGCUCGAUCUGGUGGGUGAUACUGUCACUCACUUGGUUUCUGGCCGCGGGCAUGAAGUGGGGGAACGAGGCCAUCGCCAGUUACGCACAGUACUUUCAUUUGGCCGCCUGGCUCAUCCCCAGCAUGAAAUCCAUAGCAGUUUUGGCUUUGAGCUCUGUGGACGGGGACUCCGUGGCUGGGAUUUGCUACGUAGGCAACCAGAAUUUGGAUAACCUGCGAGGUUUCGUGUUGGCGCCGCUGGUUAUCUACCUGUUCAUCGGCACCAUGUUUCUGCUGGCCGGGUUCGUCUCGCUGUUCAGGAUCAGGAGUGUUAUCAAGCAAGGUGGCACAAAAACUGACAAACUAGAGAGGCUGAUGAUCCGGAUAGGGGUUUUCACAGUUCUAUACACCGUCCCAGCCACUGUCAUAGUGGCGUGUUACUUUUACGAGCAGCACAACAGACAGACGUGGGAAAUUACGCACAACUGUACGUGCUUGACGGACCCGAACAGGCAAAGGCCGGACUACGCUGUGUUCAUGUUGAAAUACUUUAUGUGCCUCCUGGUGGGCAUCACUUCAGGGGCCUGGAUCUGGUCCGGGAAAACCUUGGACUCCUGGAGGACUUUUUGCACGCGGUGCUGCUGGGGGAGUAAAGCCUCCGCGGGCUCCAUGUACAGUGACGUGAGCACGGGACUGACCUGGAGGUCCGGGACUGCCAGCUCGGUCUCCUGCCCCAAACAGAUGCCACUGUCGCGGGUGUGAACAGGGGACAUCCCGCUCAAAUGCAUCUUAUGUCAUUUGACACUAAAGACUUAAAAACCAGCGCAUAUCAGCUCUUUUUGGGGACAAAGUGGCGCAAAGGCUCAUUUAUUUGGUUAGUUUGGUAAAUGAUUCAAGGUGAGUCCCCAAACUUCCAGUUUAGAUGAAACUUUGGCCACGAGCACUCCCCUAAUGUGAACUCUUUGAAUUUGUGGUAAUUUCUGCUUCAUUCUGCUCACAAAAGUUAGAAAGAUGA
Messenger RNA from Morone saxatilis (striped sea-bass), 2240 nucleotides. Its product is annotated as frizzled-8-like. Gene Ontology annotation, biological process: non-canonical Wnt signaling pathway; canonical Wnt signaling pathway. The coding region runs from base 251 to 1987 and encodes 578 amino acids. Gene Ontology annotation, molecular function: Wnt receptor activity; Wnt-protein binding. Gene Ontology annotation, cellular component: plasma membrane. The record is from RefSeq and is a predicted model, not a curated record. Lineage: Eukaryota; Metazoa; Chordata; Actinopteri; Moronidae. The transcript is spliced from 2 exons.